AUGGACGACGGAGAUGUCUCCGGUUCAUCCGUGCUGUCUGGGGUGACUGAUGGGCAGAACACGACAACAGACACAAACUCUGAAGUCCACGCGAAGCCCCUUGUGCUCAGGCUCCUGCAGGUGGAGAACGAGCUUGAGGGUGAAGAGGCCGAAGCGAGUGAGGAGGAAAGGCAUGAAGAGGACAUUGAGGAUGACGAGUUCUCCGAGUCCGGUGAACCCUCCAAGACUCACAAAUCCCACAGGGCCUCCACAUCCUCCAAGUCCCGCAAGGACAGCGAGUCCCUCCAGGCUCGAAAGGACAGCGAUCCUUCGCAGUCCCGCAAAACCAGCAGUCUUUCCCAGUCCCGCAAGGCUAGCGAUCCUCUCCAGCCCCGUAAGGUCAGCGAUUCCCGUCAGUCCCGCAAGGGCAGUGAACCCCUCCAGGCCCGCAAGGUCAGUGAGCCUCUUCAGUCACCGCAGGUCCACGCGGGUGGAAAAGGCGACUUGCUUCCGAACGCGGUGAUUACGACCUCCCCGUCUUUGAUAGCCAGAUACCUGCCGCGGCUCCAGCUGGCUUCCCUAAGCGAACACCCUGUUUCUCGUGACCGUAUAAGGAAAUGUUUUCUUUCUAGAAAGCGAAUUGAAGAUCUUUCCAAACCAAAAAAGCAGUGGGGAACUCCAGAUAGAAGAUUGUUUUGGGGAAAUCAAGAUCCUAUCCGCCCUAUUUCUGAGACUGCUUUGAAGGCUCAGCUGACCAAGAGACUUGAGGACCUUGCUCAGCCCAAGCUGGUCUCCCGACACUAUGUCCCUAACAGGGCUCAAUAUUACUACAGCUGUGGAAGGCAGUCUGUAAUUUGGGAGAUCCCCCCUCCCGCGCUGUUUACCCGGCCUUCGAAAAGGAUCCAGAGGCUGGCAAGACCCAACAGAUUCAAAACGCAGUGUCUGCUGGACAGCGAGGACUUACCUCCACCAGGAACUCUGCGUUUCUCUCCUCCCUCUGCCCGGAUUCUGCAGCUCUCCGUAGCCAAAGGCACGGAUCCCAACUACGUUCCUCCAAAAAGCAUUGAAACCAAGAUCUCCUUCUCUACCCUGAGUGCUGUUGCAAGUCCCAGGAUUGUAGACCUUGCCCACCCGAGGAUCAAGAUAGAGGGUCUAUGCUAUGAGAGAGAAAAGAGUGAAUUGCCCAUCCGUCCCAUAUCCCCUGCUGCCCUGCUUGCCAAACCUACUAGCCGAACAAUAACCUUAGCCAAGUCCAAACCAGUUCAUGAAGAUUAUCUCCCUGUCCGAGAUGCCCGAUGGCCUGUGUCUUAUGCUGCUGCCCAUUCUCGGGUAUCUGACAGAGUCCAGGAGCUAGCUAAUCCACCCACAAGGGCUUCCGUGCAUGUUGUGUUCUACGACCCAGACGUCUUUAAAGUCAAGCCCUCUGCUUUGAAAGCACAGUGUUCUGCCAGGGUCAAGGAGCUGGCGGAACCCAUUGUGCGCUAACUGCAGCAAGCCACCCGAGGCAGGCACGAGUUACGUAUCCGGAACAUGCAGCAGACGACUUGGUUCCUUUGCCUUGGUAUUUACAUCUUACCGAUCACCUCCCAAAUAUGAGACUUCCAGGGAACACCACCGUGAGCGAGCGUCAGAUAGGCACUGUCUGUGAUCUUGUCUUUACCGAGUUUGGGGACUCCACCCUGCAUUAAAGGGGGAACCGAUCCCUGCUUGUUUUCCCUCCCACUCACACCGGCAUCGAGGCAGCUCCCUCGCUGUGCUGCGCGGAGGACUCGUGCUCUGCGCGGAGCACUCGUGCUCUCACUUUUGUGUGCUUUGCACACACACCCCACCCCCCAAUUCUAUUUCCAGCCCUUCUCUACAAAAUCCUGGGAAUGGAGGUCAUGCUUAGUGUUGCCUUGUCAAUCUCCCUUCCUUGUGUGCAAAAACACGGACACGAAGAGCUUCUUCGGAUGAGAUGAAAUGGUUCUCAUAGUCCCUAUUAGGGAACUGCUUGCUUGCUUCAACAUCUUUACAGGUCUCCUCUGCCUCACGCCAGGCUCGCAGCCACUCACCAUGAAGGACAGAAGAGAGACAUCCACAUGGUGAAGCGAUGUGCACCUGUAAUCUCAGCUCCUGGAGGCAGGGGAGGGAGGGUGGCCUGAGCCCAAGAGCUUGUCCAGAGCAGUGGGCAACAAUGAUAUCCAUCUCAAAAAGAUAGACACAGUUUUGUGGUUUUGUUUUUGUUUUUAAAAAGAAGAAGAAGAAAGAAAAGGC
Molecule: messenger RNA, 2232 nt
Organism: Onychomys torridus (southern grasshopper mouse)
Lineage: Eukaryota; Metazoa; Chordata; Mammalia; Rodentia; Cricetidae
Gene: Spmap2l
Product: theg spermatid protein like
Exons: 9
Coding region: 1-1464 (487 amino acids)
Source: RefSeq, a predicted model, not a curated record